UCCAUGUUGCCUUGGUUACGGGGAUGGGCUCCACUGGCCGUAAAUACACCGCACCUUGACUGACUCUCUGGUGUGAAAAUUGUGUCCGCGCAAUUAUGAGUUCCGCAAAGCCAUAACGUUUACCUCUUUCACUGAAAAGUUACUGUACUUUUACAAAGACAUUGAAAAGCUUGUCGGCCUGUGAACCAAAUACCAUCAACAAGGAAACUUGCCACUGUGAACCUACACAGCAACAACAUGGAGCAAAGAGAGGUGCAAGAAGAGGAGAAGGAGGAGAAGGACAUGCACAUUACCAACACAACCACUCUCUGUCAAUGCAUUGUUACCUACCGGACAUUAUGGGAAAUUUACCAUUGAAACAUUAUUCCCAUUCAAAGAUGAUCUGGGAGUGGCAUCACGUUGCCAUAAGGCCCGUGGGUCAGUACCAGAGCAGAUGGGAGUGGGCUCUCUUGACCAAGACCAGGUGGACAGCCAGGGCACUAGGUGGCGCAGGUUCUGCAUGGGAAACCCUCCCCAGGAGAGUCUGGUCAACAUGAGUGUACUGGAGCCUUACCUUCGAGUCUUGUCCCAUGGGGGUUACUAUGGAGAUGGGUCUAAUGACAUCAUUGUGUUCUCUUCCUGCUAUCUCCCUGAAAACACCAUGGAGAACAACCAGUAUGUCAUGGACAACCUAUUCAGGUACAUUGUGGGAACGUUGGAACUGAUGGUGGCGGAGAACUACGUCAUUGUGUACCUGUGUGCCAUGGCCCAGCGCAACAAGCUCCCCGGCAUUGGCUGGCUCAGAGAGUGUUAUACCACCAUUGACAGAAGGUUGAGGAAGAGUCUGAAAGCUCUAUACAUUGUCCACCCGACCUGGUACAUCAAGGCCCUGAUCACCAUCUUCAAGUCCUUCAUCAGCUCCAAAUUCAGUCGCAAGCUUCAGUUUAUCGACAGAUUUCGGGAGCUGUCCCAGCACAUCCCUAUUGAGCUUGUGCAGAUCCCCGACUGUGUCAGACAGUUUGACGAGAACAUGGAAAGGUGACAUGUUCAGAAUGGUGAUCUGGAACAGUAAGGUUAGGUACAUGAAGCCAAAAAUGUGGACUAAAAAGGCUCAAAUCUGGCAACCCAUGACUUUGAUACUGAGGAUGAACCGGGCUGCCCAAUCUGAUAUCUGUUGUCCUGAGAUAACUUUAGUCAUACAUCACUUGACAAAGUAUCUACUGAAGGACCACAAGUAGAUGCACUGUGUACAAAAACUUUAUGAACACCUGCUCUUUCCAUGACAUACUGUCGACUGACCAGGUGAAAGCUAUGAUCCAUUAUUGAUGUCACUUAUUAAAUACACUUCAAUCAAUGUAGAUGAAGGGGAAGAAACAGGUUAAAGAAGGAUUUGGGCAAGACAAAGACAAGUGCCAGGCGCAUCCGUUUGUGUCAAGAACUGCAAUGCUGCAGAGUCAUUUUCAUUCUCAACUGUGUCUUGUGUUUCAAGAAUGGUCCACCACCCAAAGGAUAUCCAGCCAAUUUGACACAACUGUGGGAAGCAUUGGAGUCAACAUGAGCCAGCAUCCAUGUGGAACAUUCAACACCUUGUAGAGUCCAUGCCCGACAAAUUGAGGCUGUUCUGAGGGCAAAGUGAGGGUGCAACUCAAUAUUAGGAUGGUAUUCUUAAUGUUUUGUACACUCAGUUGUAAGUACAAUGUAACAAUGUGUACAUAUACUAAUUACUAUAUUACUAUCUACCAUGUACAGUGGCGACCCGUCAUUCAGGGCAAGUGGGGCAGAGCCCCACCUGUUUUGAGCACAGCAUUUUUGGGGCUUUCCUGUUCUGCAUGUUAUGGCGUUAAUACUUGUCACAUAUCAGUUUGCAAACAACGUAAAAAACAAUAUCAUUGAGUUAAUAAAGCCGCAUACAAACAUGGCCUCUUUUUUGUUUUCCUAAGGCAGCUCCAAAAUACAGAUGUUUCAGCUUAGCUCAGUGCUUUCUGUGGUGGUGGGGCAAGCCAGCAGAAAAUACAGAGCGGUGCGCCGUGAUUGGCUCAGUGUUCUGUCACUCAUGGGGACACUACAUCACCGCCAAGUUUAAAGGUAGAGCUAGAAAAUUUAAGCCUUUUGGGUGCUGCCAUAGAGUUUUUUUAAAUUAAUUUUUUGUUUUUUUAUAAAAAAAAUUAUCCCCUUUUCUCCCCAAUUUUGUGGUAUCCAAUUGUUGUAGUAGCUACUAUCUUGUCUCAUCGCUACAACUCCCGCACGGGCUCGGGAGAGACGAAGGUUGAAAGUCAUGCGUCCUCCGAUACACAACCCAACCAGCCGCACUGCUUCUUAACACAGCGCACAUCCAACCCGGAAGCCAGCCGCACCAAUGUGCCGGAGGAAACACUGUGUCCCUGGCAACCUUGGUUAGCCCUCCCUAACCCGGACGACGCUAGGCCAAUUGUGCGUUGCCCCACGGACCUCCCGGUCGCGGCCGGUUACGACAGAGCCUGGGUGCGAACCCAGAGUCUCUGAUGGCACAGCUGGCGCUGCAGUACAGCGCCCUUCACCACUGCGCCACCCGGGAGGCCCUGCUGCCAUAGAGUUACAUUAGAAGUGCCCAUCCAAGAAGGUUCAAGGUCAUUGGCCACAGAUAAAAUGACAUCAAAUCACAUAUCUACAGUAGCUUUGAUUGGACUGUUAACAUCAUACUUUCAAAAUCUUAGCAUGCAGUCAUCACGAAUCAAGUCGACAAUCUAGUGGCAAAUCAUUUUUAAUCCUUCUCAUAUGAAGAGAAAUAAUGAAGAGAAUUUAUAGAUCAAAUGUACCGGUGCUCAUUGGCCAUUUGACAUUACACAACGGGUUGGAAAUCGGAAAUUCAACAAUGAGUGGUUUGGAAGGAAUCAGUGGCUAACUGCAAGCAUCGCAAAGCAAUCAUUACCCUGCUAUUCAGUGGAGUGGUUAUGUGGUCUACGAUUAAGAGUCUCUUUUCCUAGUUUUAAAUUAUAAACAUUCAAAAUUGGCCAUGCUGUCACUGAAGCAUGCUUUGUGCCGCACUCACACCGAUUGUUAACUCAGAACUGCAAAAUCUGACUUCAGUGAGUUCAAGACAACUGGGAACUCGGGGAAAAACGAGCUAUAUGGCUGGGAAAAUACAUUUUGAACUUUCACCCACCUCAGAAUGCAUGCCUCUUUCUAGAGCUAUGACCUGAAGAUCACUGACAUCAUCAUGAUUCAACUUUUUUGUUGUUGUUGGAGUUCCCAGUUGUCUUGAAAACACCAUAAAUCCAGAGAAUGCCAGACUUUAAUGACAAAGGUUAAAGACAAAAUUUGCCCACGAAGGACCGCCUCGCCACCUUCCUGUUUAAGUGAGCACAGCACAGCAAGGUGAGUCCAAAAAUGUCUGGUAUUGUCACGCCCUGACCAUAGAGAGCCUUUUUAUUCUCUAUUUUGGUUAGGUCGGGGUGUGACUAGGGUGGGUAAUCUAGGUUGUUUUAUUUCUAUGUUGGCCUGGUAUGGUUCCCAAUCAGAGGCAGCUGUUUAUCGGUCUCUGAUUGGGGAUCAUAUUUAGGCAGCCAUUUCCUCACUGUGUCUUGUGGGAUCUUGUUUUUGUGUUGCCUGUGAGCACUCCAGAACAUCACAUUUAGUUUGUUCUUGUUUUUGUGCUUUUCAUUGAAUAAACAUGUGGAACCCACAUCACGCUG
Oncorhynchus masou masou (cherry salmon) is the source of this 3650-nucleotide messenger RNA. RefSeq names its product BCL2/adenovirus E1B 19 kDa protein-interacting protein 2-like. Bases 434 to 1021 code for a protein of 195 amino acids. The transcript is spliced from 7 exons. Gene Ontology annotation, biological process: apoptotic process. NCBI's taxonomy places the organism in Eukaryota, Metazoa, Chordata, Actinopteri, Salmoniformes, Salmonidae. The record is from RefSeq and is a predicted model, not a curated record. Gene Ontology annotation, cellular component: cytoplasm.